AUGUGGACUUCUCAAGGAUGGGAACUCACCCUUAGAAGACUGUUUUAUGAUUGGGAGAUAGCAAGAUUAACUGACCUCUACAACAAGUUGGAAGCAUUCAAAGGAAUACAAGAAGGGGUGGACUCACUUGGGUGGCAGAGGCACAAUAGAGGGGUCUAUCAGGUGAAGGCAGCAUAUAAGAUUUUGAAUCAAAGAUUACAGAAGUUCUUUUUAGUUGGGAAGAAGCUGGAGCUGAAGCAACUAACAGAGAUAGAUGGAGGACUGUUCCAGCAUGCAUCUGGUGGACAGUUUGGAAAGAAAGGAAUGCUAGAUGUUUUGAAGACAGAAGCAACUCAGUGCAGAAGAUCAAACUCAAUUGCUCCAUUUGACUCCUCGAAUGCCCUUCGUCUUCACGGUCUGGGAAGAUUCCCGCUUCCUUUUGUCUCCAUGGUCGCCAUUCGUGGAGGGGCGGUCUCUUCACUGGUGGCUUCUGCUCGACUCCAUGAAGGCAUUUCAUCUCCCCAAACCUGGGACGAAGGCCUUUCAUCUCUACGAAGCUGGGACAAGGGCCUUUCAUCUCCACGAAUCUGGGCAGCUUCCAGAAGCUGUUCAAGACCUAUUCCGUGGGGUAAGGUAGGGGAGAAGGAAGAGGAGCAACGAAGUGGUUGGUUAGACAGAGAAGUGAGGCGGAGAGGCAAUGGUUUAUUUGCUGCAAAAGUAUUCCAUGUUUACAAGUGUGUCCUUUCAAUUGUUAUCUCAGGAGGUAGAAAUGCCAAUCUUUUUCUUGCCAAUCAUUUUGCUAAUAAUGUACUUUCCGACAUUGUUAUUUGGUACAGUUUCCGCAGCAUAACUGCUUUGAAGAUUUAUAUUCAGAGUGGUUUAGAUUCAUUGGAAAGUUCAAGGGAAUCUUUACUUGUUAAGCUUUUUGAAAUUGACAAGACAAUGGGCAAUCCUAGGAAGGAGGAUAUUGCUCGUGUUAGAUACUGUCCGGAAUGCUAUGCUGAUGCCGAUGGGGUAUUAUGUGUUCACUGCGAAUUAAAUGACUUGUUCCAGGUUUAUGAGGCCAGACUUUUUCGUCUUAACAAGGGGAAGCGUGGAGAGGUGAUUACGUCUGCUGAGGAGGCUGUAGAUCUGCAGAAGAAGAAGUCUGCACUGAAUCGUUUCUAUACUACUCUAGCCCGAACAGACAAAAAUUCAGGUUCAGCUACCGCCGAAUAUGAAGAUUUUGGAAAGAAGAGGGACUUAGAGGACAUUAUGGUGUCGAAAGCUCCAUCUGAUUUGGAAGUAGUGUUGGGCCUUAUUAAAAGCAACUCCAGGGGCCUAUUAGAUGCUGAAGGUGUAUUGGCAGCCAAAAAACAGCUGCAGCUUCUUGAGGGGAUGCGAAAGGAGUAUGCUCAAGCAAGGCUCCUGUCGACAGCUCAAGCACAUGUUCUACGUGCUCAUGAUGAGAUUAUGAUGGCAACUUCUCGACUACGCCUAAAAGAGGAUGAGAAUGACAAAUCUAUUGAUGCCUUAGAUCAAGGAGAAUUAGAUGCAGCCAGUGCUGAAUGGUCCAGCGAAAAGUUUUUCUUUUUAUCUUCUUUGUCAAGAACAAAGGGACAACUUCGCUACUUAAAGGGUUUGGUUCAAUCUAAACAAAAUAAUCAUUGUGCAAGUAGUGAAAAUUCAACUAUAGCUCAAGCCACAAUGGACUCAGCGGCUCAUGCAGAAGAAAAAACGGAACACCAAGCUAGAACAGAGGAACGUACAUGCCCUGUUUGUCAAGAGAAGCUCAAUAACCAAAAGAUGGUUUUCCAAUGUGGGCAUGUCAUUUGCUGUAAAUGUAAGUUUCUAAUCACCUGGUAUCCCUCUUUCCAGCUUCAAGUCACUGUAAUUGUAAAUGUACUAUUUUAUAUUACUUAUUUGUACUUAUUGUAG
Messenger RNA from Nicotiana tabacum (common tobacco), 1896 nucleotides. The record is from RefSeq and is a predicted model, not a curated record. Lineage: Eukaryota; Viridiplantae; Streptophyta; Magnoliopsida; Solanales; Solanaceae.